GCCCGUAAGAUGAGGUCAGGGCGAAUUUUGGUUUUAUGAAAAAAAUGGCGGGAAAAUCAGUUCCCGAGGCGGGAAGUUUGCACACCUGACAGUUCACCUGACGUCAUUCCACUCGUCAGAUCUGUGUUUUUGUCUUACCAAAGACGUUGUUACACAAUAUCAAUCCGAACUUUAGGCGGAUUUUGACGCCUUUGUUAUAUCUGGUUAUUGUAAUACGGCCGCCCACGCCCCCCUCCCACUUACCCUGGAGGCUUGAGGAUUUGAAAGGUCUAUAACUCCCAGUGUUCUACGCAAGAGCUACUUACAACACACAGGAGCAACAAGUAUAGAUAAGGAAACAUAUCAAGAGCUUAUCGACAUUGCAACAGAACUCUUCAAAGCCAUGAGUCAAGAGGAAUCUUCAGAAGGGGCUACUGCUACCACUUCUAAGACUGACCGGAAGAAGGGAAAGAAGUCGUCCAUUGGCCUGAGUGGAUACAGCUGUGACAAUGAAGAAGAGAUAGAAGACAGUACCGAGACAGGCGACAGACACAAGAAGAUGAGAAAGAGAAAGUUACAGUCUACCAGCGGUGAGUCCUCAUGUGGGUCAAACGACGAGUCAGACCCUGAGGUGGGGAAGAGGAGGAAAAAGAAGAGAAAGAAAGAAGAGACAUCCAUUGAGCCAGUCAAAAACAAGGGCAAGAUGAACGGUUACAGCAGCGAUAAUGAGGAGACUCCACAGAACUCUCCACAGAAGUCAUCCAAGGCAACCUCUAAAGGCACCAAGAAGACUGCAUUAGAAAUUGAGAGCGAGGAAAGUGAUGCUGUAAAAUCAGGAGAUGGGGAACAGGCAGAAGGAGAUGAAGAGAAAAAGGUAGUUGACAACCCUGAAGAGAAACCAGAUGACAAAAGAGAACAAUCGGAAGAAGAAAUGUCAGAAGAAGAGAAGGGAGAGGAUGAUUCCAAAGGGCCAGAGAAGAUGACUUCAGAUGAGGAUCAGUCAGAUAGGUCACCCUCAAGUCACAAGAAAGGAAAAUUUAAGAAGUCAAGUGAUGAGUCUUCUGUCUCAGACGAUGAACCACGUUUGAAGAAAAGGCAAGAGAAGAAUCGGGAGUCAAAAGAUAAGUCCUCGGACUCGGUUGAUGAGCAAGUUUCAAAGAAGAAGAAGAGGCAAGUAAAGAAUAAGAAUUCAAGUGAUGAGUCUUCCGAUGAUGAUGAACCGCUGUCAAAACAUAAGAGUAGAAAAAGACAAACAAAAAGUCAGAAGUCAAAAGAAGAGUCCUCAGACUCCGAUGAUGAGCCACUUACGAAGAUCAAGGAAAGACAAAAGAAGACUAAGAAGUCAAGUGAUGAUUCUUCAGAUUCAGAUGAUGAAAAACUGUCGAAGAAAAAGAAGAAAAGGCAAGUGAGAAGCCAGAAGUCAAAAGAAGAGUCCUCAGGCUCAGAUGAUGCAGAGACAUGUUCAAAGAACAAGGAAAGACAAAAGAAGAAGGAGGAAUCAAGUGAUGGGUCUUCAGAUUCAGAUGAUGAACCUCGGGCAAAGGAGCACAAGAGGAAGAGUCAAGGAAAAAGUCAGAAGUCAAAAGAAGAGUCUUCAGUCUCUGAUAAUGAGCAACAGUUGAAGAAAAACAAGAAAAGGGAAGCAAAAAAACAGAAAUCAAAAGAAGAGUCCUCAGACUCAGAUGACGAGCCAGUUUCAAGGAUAAAGAAAAACUCGAAGAAGUCGGAGGCAUCAGACUCGGAUGAGCAGCCACCGAUCCCUAAGACAAGUGGAAGCAGUGAAAAGGAGAACAGGAAGAGGAAGUCUGACUCCUCAGACUCCAGGGGAAGGAAGGAGAAGACAAGACAGCCAGGUGUGAAGAACAGGAACACAGGAGCAGAUGCAUCAGUCAGUGAUAGUUCAUCAGACUCCUCAGGACCGGACGACAGGCAUCCGAUUCCUAAGAAAGGCACCAGCAGUGAAGAAAAAAGGAGUAGUGGUGGUGGGAAGAAAAAAGAGGGACGCAGGCCAAAGAAUGAGUCUGAACAGCCAGGCAAGACCAAAAGUGCCGAGCAACAGGAGGCAAAGAUCGAGCGUUUGAAGCGUUACGUCCGUGCGUGUGGCGUGCGCAUCCCGAACUACAAGAAACUGUUCGAAGGCUGCUCUCGUAACAAGCAGAAGAUUGCACGUUUGGAGGAGGAACUUGUGAGGCUUGGUGUAGAAGGUAAGCCCUCACUAGAGAAGUGUAAGAAAGUUAAGGAACGUCGGGAGGAAGAGAAGGAAUUGGCUGCACUGGAUGCUGACAACAUCAUCACCUCGGACAGAGGCCGUCCCAAGAGGAAUGUGCACAGCGUGUAUCUGAAAAAGAGUCCAGGGAAAACUAAGCAGGUAGAGGAAGACUCUGAGUCCGAAGAAGAAAGUACAAAUGGGAACAACCUGUUUGCCAACCUGAAUGGGAUCAUCAGCGAUGAUGGGAGUGACUAAAUCAUCCUAAAGGAUUCCUAAAAAAGGCUCUUUCCUAUACCUUAAAGGCUAUAAAAUUGUACUGCUGUUGAAACGUUACAGUUAUGUUUUCAUGAAUGGUUGAGUGUAUCGAAAUUUGAAUUUCUUUUGGAAUUUGUUGUUUGACACAUUAUUGAUGAAGUCCAUCAUGAAUGAGAGAUUCUUAAAUAUGUAAGAAGUAAAGUAAGUAAUUAUGUGAAGUUAUAUGAGUAAAGGAUAUGAAAGAUUCCAUUAUUACAUACUUUUUGAGGUGGCCAUUCGUUAAGAAGUUAUGGACGAGAUCAAAAUCAUUUAGAGAAAUUUGCUGUCUUUAUAUUCUGCUAGAUACAUUUUUGAGAGUUUUUGAAAGUUGCAUUUAGAGUUGUAAAAAAAGCAUACAUUUUCAAAUUACGCUUGAUAUAUCUCUUACAGUCUCUGAAUAGAGCUCUUCAUUCAUAGCAUCUUAUUUACCUGUUGUCUGAUUGUGGAACUGAGAAUUCAACUUUGGGUUUUCUGUGGUUGAGUUGACAUAGUGUAUGAAGAUAUCCAACUACCAUCAUUUGCUUGAGUUGCAAAUAAAACAUCAUACCAACACCAUGUA
This is a messenger RNA of Branchiostoma floridae (Florida lancelet), 3041 nucleotides long. Its product is annotated as HIRA-interacting protein 3-like. The transcript has 7 exons. The coding region runs from base 383 to 2443 and encodes 686 amino acids. Lineage: Eukaryota; Metazoa; Chordata; Leptocardii; Amphioxiformes; Branchiostomatidae. Gene Ontology annotation, cellular component: nucleus. The record is from RefSeq and is a predicted model, not a curated record.